ACUCAGUGUUGCUUUGCUCAGGUUCACAGAGGCAUGCAUCAAGGCAACCAAACCACGGUCUCAGAGUUCAUCCUUCUGGGACUUUCCAGCGAGACUGAGAAGCAGAAAGUCCUCUUUGCACUCUUCCUGGGCAUGUACCUGGUCACUGUGGCUGGAAACGGGCUCAUUAUCCUGGCUGUCGUUCUCAACACAAGCCUGCAUACCCCCAUGUACCUCUUCCUUGCCAACUUGUCCUUUGCUGACAUCUCCUCCUCUUCUACCUUCAUCCCCAAAAUGCUGGUGAAUCUUCAGACCAAGAGCCAGUCCAUCUCCUAUAACAGCUGCAUCACUCAGAUGUACUUUUCUAUCGUCUUUACCGUCAUCGACAAUUUCCUCCUGGGGGUCAUGGCCUAUGACCGCUUUGUGGCCAUCUGCCACCCGCUGAACUACACAACAAUCAUGCAUCCCAUGCUUUGCAUGUUGCUCACAGUCAUCCCCUGGGUCUUCAGUAACAUUGUUGCCCUGACACACACCCUCCUGCUCAUCCAGUUGGUCUUCUGUAACAGCAACACUCUCCCACACUUCUUCUGUGACCUGGCCCCUCUGCUCAAACUGUCCUGCUCUGAUACAACAGUCAAUGAGCUUGUGAUCCUUGUCGUGGGCUUAUCAGUCAUCCUGUUCCCCUUCACUGUCAUCCUUUUCUCCUAUAUCUGCAUCAUCAGGGCUGUGCUGAGACUCUCAUCCCUAGGAAAAAGAUGGAAAGCCUUCUCCACCUGCGGCUCUCACCUGACCAUUGUACUGCUCUUCUACGGGACAAUCCUAGGGAUUUACUUUUGCCCUGUGUCCACUCACCCAGAGGACACAGACAAAAUUGGUGCUGUGCUCUUCACCAUGGUGACACCCAUGGUGAAUCCGUUUAUCUACAGUCUGAGGAACAAGGACAUGAACGGUGCUCUGAGGAAGCUCAUCAAUAAAAAAUGGGGUCUGUCCCUUAGAUGCCCCCACACCUGA
This is a messenger RNA of Octodon degus (degu), 990 nucleotides long. RefSeq names its product olfactory receptor 1S1-like. Gene Ontology annotation, biological process: G protein-coupled receptor signaling pathway. The record is from RefSeq and is a predicted model, not a curated record. Gene Ontology annotation, molecular function: olfactory receptor activity; G protein-coupled receptor activity. Gene Ontology annotation, cellular component: membrane. The transcript has a single exon. Lineage: Eukaryota; Metazoa; Chordata; Mammalia; Rodentia; Octodontidae. Bases 34 to 990 code for a protein of 318 amino acids.